CGGCCCCCCGCGUGCAACCCUGCCGCCUCUGGGCCGCUAAGGAGGGCACUGAUCUUCGAUCGCGAAGAUGGCUGCUGGCUGCCUGCUGGCCUUGGCUCUAACACUUUUCCAAUCUUGGCUGAUCGGCCCCUCGUGCGAGGAGCCCUUCCCUUCGGCCGUCACUAUCAAGUCAUGGGUGGAUAAGAUGCAAGAAGAUCUUGUCACACUGGCCAAAACAGCAAGUGGAGUGACUCAGCUUGCCGAUAUUUAUGAAAAAUAUCAAGAAUUGUAUACCGUGGAGCCAAAUAAUGCACGCCAGCUGGUGGAAAUUGCAGCCAGAGACAUUGAGAAACUCCUGAGCAACCGUUCUAAGGCUCUGGUGCGCCUGGCUAUGGAAGCUGAGAAAGUCCAAGCAGCCCACCAGUGGAGGGAAGAUUUCGCAAGCAAUGAAGUUGUCUACUACAAUGCUAAAGAUGAUCUUGAUCCUGAAAGAAAUGAGAGUGAACCAGGCAGCCAACGAAUUAAACCUGUUUUUAUUGAAGAUGCUAAUUUUGGACGCCAGAUAUCCUAUCAACAUGCAGCGGUCCAUAUUCCCACGGACAUCUAUGAGGGCUCAACCAUAGUGUUAAAUGAACUCAACUGGACAAGUGCCUUAGAUGAAGUUUUCAAAAGAAAUCGAGAUGAAGACCCAACAUUGCUGUGGCAGGUGUUCGGCAGUGCCACUGGACUGGCCCGGUAUUAUCCAGCUUCUCCCUGGGUGGAUAAUAGUAGAACUCCAAACAAGAUUGAUUUGUAUGAUGUACGCAGAAGACCAUGGUAUAUCCAGGGUGCUGCAUCCCCCAAGGACAUGCUUAUUCUGGUGGACGUGAGUGGAAGUGUGAGUGGAUUGACUCUGAAGCUCAUCAGAACAUCUGUCUCUGAAAUGCUAGAGACCCUCUCGGAUGAUGAUUUCGUGAAUGUAGCUUCAUUUAACAGCAAUGCUCAGGACGUAAGCUGUUUUCAGCACCUGGUCCAGGCGAAUGUGAGAAACAAGAAGGUGUUGAAAGAUGCUGUAAAUAACAUCACAGCCAAAGGGAUAACAGAUUAUAAGAAGGGCUUUAGCUUUGCGUUUGAGCAGCUGCUUAAUUAUAAUGUUUCCAGAGCGAAUUGCAACAAGAUCAUCAUGUUAUUCACAGAUGGAGGAGAAGAGAGAGCCCAGGAGAUAUUUGCCAAAUACAACAAAGACAAAAAAGUCCGUGUGUUUACAUUUUCUGUUGGUCAGCAUAAUUAUGACAGAGGACCUAUUCAGUGGAUGGCUUGUGAAAACAAAGGUUAUUAUUAUGAAAUUCCCUCCAUUGGCGCAAUAAGGAUCAAUACUCAGGAAUAUCUAGAUGUUCUUGGAAGACCAAUGGUUUUAGCAGGAGACAAAGCGAAGCAAGUCCAGUGGACAAAUGUGUAUUUGGAUGCACUGGAGCUGGGACUUGUCAUUACUGGAACUCUGCCGGUCUUCAAUGUCACUGGACAAUCUGAAAAUAAGACAAACUUAAAGAACCAGUUGAUUCUUGGUGUGAUGGGCGUUGAUGUUUCUCUGGAAGAUAUAAAGAGACUGACACCACGUUUUACACUGUGCCCCAAUGGCUACUAUUUUGCAAUUGAUCCUAAUGGCUAUGUCUUAUUGCAUCCAAAUCUUCAGCCAAAGCCUAUUGGUGUAGGCAUACCGACAAUUAAUUUAAGAAAAAGGAGACCCAACGUUCAGAACCCCAAAUCACAGGAGCCAGUCACACUGGACUUCCUCGAUGCAGAGUUAGAGAAUGACAUUAAAGUGGAGAUUCGAAAUAAAAUGAUAGAUGGAGAAAGUGGAGAAAAAACAUUCAGAACUCUGGUCAAAUCUCAAGAUGAGAGAUAUAUUGACAAAGGAAAUCGAACAUACACAUGGACACCUGUCAAUGGCACAGAUUACAGUUUGGCCUUGGUAUUGCCAACCUACAGUUUUUACUAUAUAAAAGCCAAAAUAGAAGAGACAAUAACUCAGGCCAGAUCAAAAAAGGGAAAAAUGAAGGAUUCAGAAACCCUGAAGCCAGACAAUUUUGAAGAAUCUGGCUAUACCUUCAUAGCACCAAGAGAAUACUGCAAUGACCUUAAACUCUCUGAUAAUAAUACUGAAUUUCUUUUAAAUUUCAAUGAAUUUAUUGACAGAAAAACUCCAAAUAACCCUUCCUGUAAUACAGAUUUAAUUAAUAGAAUCUUGCUGGAUGCUGGUUUUACAAAUGAACUUGUCCAAAAUUACUGGAGUAAGCAGAAAAAUAUCAAAGGAGUGAAAGCACGCUUUGUGGUGACUGAUGGUGGGAUUACAAGAGUUUAUCCGAAAGAAGCUGGAGAAAAUUGGCAAGAAAACCCAGAGACGUAUGAGGACAGCUUCUACAAGCGGAGCUUAGAUAAUGAUAACUAUGUUUUCACUGCGCCCUACUUUAACAAAAGUGGACCUGGUGCGUAUGAAUCUGGCAUUAUGGUAAGCAAAGCCGUAGAACUGUAUAUCCAAGGAAAACUUCUUAAGCCUGCAGUUGUGGGAAUAAAAAUCGAUGUAAAUUCCUGGAUAGAAAAUUUUACCAAAACUUCAAUCAGGGAUCCGUGUGCUGGUCCAGUUUGUGACUGCAAAAGAAACAGUGAUGUAAUGGAUUGUGUGAUUCUCGAUGAUGGCGGAUUUCUUCUGAUGGCAAACCAUGAUGAUUACACUAACCAGAUUGGACGUUUUUUUGGAGAGAUUGAUCCAAGCUUGAUGAGACAUCUGGUUAAUAUAUCAGUUUAUGCAUUCAAUAAAUCAUAUGACUAUCAAUCAGUUUGUGAUCCAGGUGCUGCACCAAAGCAAGGGGCAGGACAUCGUUCAGCAUAUGUGCCAUCAAUUGCAGACAUAUUGCAGAUUGGCUGGUGGGCCACAGCUGCAGCUUGGUCUAUUCUCCAGCAGUUACUCUUGAGUUUGACAUUUCCACGGAUCCUGGAGGCAGUUGAGAUGGAGGAGGAUGACUUCACUGCCUCCCUGUCAAAGCAGAGCUGUAUCACGGAACAAACGCAGUACUUCUUCGAUAAUGAUAGUAAAUCAUUCAGUGGUGUACUGGACUGUGGAAACUGUUCCAGAAUCUUUCAUGUAGAAAAACUUAUGAACACCAACUUAGUAUUCAUAAUGGUGGAGAGCAAGGGAACAUGUCCAUGUGACACACGGCUACUCAUGCAAGCAGAACAGACUUCUGAUGGUCCAGAUCCUUGUGAUAUGGUUAAGCAACCCAGAUACCGAAAAGGGCCUGAUGUCUGCUUUGAUAAUAAUGUCCUGGAGGACUAUACUGACUGUGGUGGUGUUUCUGGAUUAAAUCCUUCCUUGUGGUCUAUCAUUGGACUUCAAUUUCUACUCCUUUGGCUGGUAUCGGGCAGCAGACACUACCUAUUAUGAUCUUCUAGACCCCAGAUCUGCAACUAUAAAUCCAGACCCUGCCCACACAUGAGCCCUCAGUUACAUUAAAAUAGAGUCAAUUGAAGAAGCUACACAGAACAUUAGCUGGGCCUCUACCACGGCAUAAAUCUAAGGCUCAGAUCCUUGAUCACUCACUGACUGCAUGUCAGGGUGUUGGAGCCUGAAGCCUGUGUGAAUGCUGCAUCAUCUAUGUCUAACGUCAAAGUAAAACUCUUGUCCGUGCUCGGUGGGAAGUUUGGGAGUUCACUGUUGUGCCAUUGGUGAUUACAUGUAAAAGGCUCCCCCACGCAGGUGUUAGGAAAAGAAGAAGUGUCUUGACUUUGACCUAGGAUUUCAACCUGCUACAGUUUUACCAAAAAGGAGAAAAGGAAAAAAGGAAAGAAAAAACAAAGCCCUAGUGGGGGGCAAUGAUAUUUUUGCCUUCACUUAUUUUCUGUUAAAAAGUAAUUCAUGCUAUAAGUAGUUAUAAUAGAGAGAGAGG
This is a messenger RNA of Phodopus roborovskii (desert hamster), 3902 nucleotides long. RefSeq names its product calcium voltage-gated channel auxiliary subunit alpha2delta 1 (gene Cacna2d1). The transcript is spliced from 40 exons. Gene Ontology annotation, cellular component: L-type voltage-gated calcium channel complex. NCBI's taxonomy places the organism in Eukaryota, Metazoa, Chordata, Mammalia, Rodentia, Cricetidae. The coding region runs from base 68 to 3400 and encodes 1110 amino acids. Gene Ontology annotation, molecular function: voltage-gated calcium channel activity. The record is from RefSeq and is a predicted model, not a curated record.